CUCGGCAGGCUCCGCGUGGUGCGCGCGCAGCGCCAUCCGGCGCACCACCCGGCGGCUCCACCCAGCCCAAGGGGCGCGGCCCGGGUGGGAGGCGGCGAGAGCGCGAGCAACACUGGCGUCUCCGUGGCGCGGCAGGAUUCACAGAUGGAGUCAGUGGAAAAGACAACGAACAGAAGUGAACAGAAAUGCAGAAAGUUUUUAAAGAGCCUCAUUAGGAAGCAACCCCAGGACCUGCUCUUGGUCAUUGGGACCGGCGUGAGCGCAGCGGUGGCCCCAGGUAUCCGGGCUCUCUGCUCUUGGAGGAGCUGCAUCGAGGCCGUCAUCGAGGCUGCAGAGCAGCUGGAGGUUCUGCACCCUGGGGACGUGGCAGAGUUCCGGAGGAAGGUGAUGAAGGACCGGGACCUGCUGGUUGUGGCCCAUGAUCUGAUCCGGAAGAUGUCACCUCGCACAGGCGACACCAAGCCCAACUUCUUCCAGGAUUGCCUGAUGGAAGUUUUUGACAGCUUGGAGCAGCAUAUCCAGAACCCUGUGGUGCUGCAGUCAAUCCUCAGCCUGAUGGACAGAGGCACCAUGGUGCUGACCACGAACUAUGACAACCUGCUGGAGAUCUUUGGGCAGCAGCAGAGCAAGCCCAUGGAGUCCCUGGACUUGAAGGACAAGACGAAGGUCCUUCAAUGGGCAAGAGGCCAUAUCAAGUAUGGAGUCCUUCAUAUUCAUGGCUUGUACACGGACCCCUGUGGGAUGGUGCUGGAUCCAUCGGGCUAUAAAGAUGUCACUCAAGAUGCAGAAGUAAUGGAAGUCCUGCAAAAUCUCUACCGUACCAAAUCAUUCCUGUUCGUGGGCUGCGGAGAGACACUGCGUGACCAGAUAUUCCAAGCGCUCUUCUUGUACUCUGUGCCAAAUAAGGUGGACUUAGAGCACUACAUGGUAGUGCUCAAGGAAAAUGAAGACCAUUUCUUUAAGCAUCAGGCAGAUAUGCUUUUGCAUGGAAUUAAAGUAGUGUCCUAUGGGGACUGUUUUGAACUUUUCCCAGGAUAUGUGCAAGACCUCGCCACUCAGAUCUGCAAACAGCGAAGUCCAGGUGCGGAGUUCUGUCAUUACUUUCCAAGCAGAAAUCAUGGGUUCUUCCUUUAGCUGUUCCACCUUGUAUUCUAUAAGAUUUACCAAUCUAGUUAAUUUUUAAUCCUUCUGAGUUUAAAAGUAGAAAAUGGAGUGAUUGGUAUAGGUAACAAUCUGUAAGUAGAACUUGAGAACUUGCUUCAAACGUGGGACACAGUGAUCCGAAUUACAGGUUACUGUAGCCAAGAAAAGCCAUCAGAUCAGUGUUACUGACUGUGAUAGUGUGUUGGAAAGUUUAUGAGGCUUCCAUUUUUUCCCUCUCACUGCACAUCUCUCUGGGGUGUGAAGCAUCUCAUUUCUGCUCUUUGGCCUUUCUUGGGAGGGGGAGGGUGUCACAGCUUUGCCAGGAAAGACCAGAUAGUGAGAAAUGCUGAUGAGUCACUUUUACACAAGGGAAUUAAUGGCUUUGACUUCAGUGUCAUAAAACAUGAGUGAUAGCAAGCGUGGAAAGUUCUGUAUUGACUGGCUUUUUGUGGUGACAGGGAACCUAGAUGCUCACCAGGGGUGGAAUGAGGUUAGCACCAGUGAGAGACAGACACAGUAGAGCAACCAUGAGUUUCCCAUACUUUAGCUGCUAAUAAUUAGUAGAUGAUUUAAAUCAUGAGUAGCUGUGUAACAAGAUAGUAGUCAGUUUCUUACUGGGAGUGGGAACAGAGAAUUCAUGUCAUAGAGCCAUGCCAUGAACAAUAACACUUUAUUAUCUUCUUUGAGGCAAGAGUCUCACUAUGGAUCUCUGACUGUCCUAGAACUCACUAUGUAGAUCAUGCUGGCCUGGAACUCAUAAAGACCUGUUUGCCUCUGCCUCCCAUGUGCUGGGAAUAGUAGCCUGCAUACCAAGUUCCACUGCCCUUAGUUUUUAAUUCGGUGCUUGUGUUAUUUAGGUGAUUUUAGAGAUAUCAGCCGAGAGGGGUGAACAUUUGCCCUGUGUGUGCCAGAACUUUGAAGUUAGGAUUUGAUCCUGGACUAACAUGUACAAAGAUGUCUUGGUACCAGAUGUGGGCAUGGAUCUUCCAAGACCUCCCUCUUCUGAGAUCUCCCAGCUCUUUCUUGUCCAUAAUCAUGACUCCCUGGGAGCCCAGCAUCCAGCCAUUGAGUGUGGGUACCUAGAGGAAGCAAUUGAACCACUGAUGCUCCUUUUCCGGGACCGGGCAGCUACCAGAAGAGUAAAAAGUCAUUGAGGCUUUCAUCUGUGCCUGUCUUGAAGGACAUCUGAGUUUCUUUUCUCUCUUGAUGGGCAAGGAUGCCUACUGGCUGAAAGUGGCAUUAGCUGUUGUGAUGUGUGCCUCACUGUGUCUAUAGUCCCAGCAGCUUCCCAUGCCACUCAGUGAGUUCUGGCAUCUAUCCUGCCAGGUGAAGAAGGGAGAGAGACAGGCAGGGAUCCAUGGUAUCCAAUCCAUAGAAGCCUGGCCAAAUCAGUGGAUGGCCUCAGGGUAGUCUUUGCCAAUCAUUCUAGGCCUGGGGAGGAUGAAUACUCCAAGCUGUGACUCCACUGACUAUUUCUUUUUUUUCUCAGAUGCUGAGCGAGUAGACAGUACCACCUUACUGGGUAAAGCAGAUCUUGACUUUUCUCACCUGAUUUUUGCUUGCAUGUUCUAUUCAUCACCAUGAAAAUGUACCUUACAUUCAAUAAUUUGCCUUAUUAAAUAGGACAGAAAGGACAGAUACCUCUACCUUUAGAUGGUCCCCACUACGGUAAAGGCACAAAAGUCCAUCCCCUCCACUGGGAAGCACAGCCUAGUCAUGGACUGUCUGCUGACAGCAGAGAAUAAAUUCUGCCCUAGAACCAAGAGUCACAGGAAAUAAGAGAAAUGUUCUAUUUGUAUUAUGCUAUCAGUAAAGGAUCCAGUAAUCUAGGGUAACCUGUUCGUUAGCAGUGUGUGAACUUCUAUAUAAUUUUUUCUUUUAAUACUUUUUUGAAGUGUGAACACUCUUGCUGAGUUUGUAAAAUUGAUGUUUCAACAGCUACCAGCAUCUUCCAGAGGGCAAAUUAACCAGGUGUCUCUACUGCCUGAGUCAGUCAGGCUAAAAGGGGUUCCAGUCAGUGAGCAGGAGCUCUAGUCAGCCCUGACAUUGCUGCCUGUUGGGCCAGUGUGUCCAGACAGACAGAGUGUGGCAGUGUAGGGACAGCUAGUGCCAGUCUGAGUCAGUGGUGGGAGUCUUGACUCAGUCCAGGAGUGGGAAGAACUAUAUUCUGCUUUCCGUGUCUGCAUAAAAGGAUAUUUUUGCUGUAGUUUAGAUAUGAUUCCCAGAAUCUUUGAAAGCAGCAGUAACUCAGUUGAUAAAACAUGCAGUGCUCUGCAGGGAAACCCUGGCCAGUGCCCAAUAAAGUCAGGUUCAGAAGCUGGCUCCUGGAAGUAGAUUCUAUGAUAGUGGGUCAGCCUGAGGAGGCUUUCCAUCACAGUGACAAAAUACUUUAGAAAACGAAAGGACUCACUAGGUUUCAGCAGGUGGUCACAUGGCUCUCUUCCUAUGCAUAAUAAGACAGAGCAGAGUACAGAGAAGAGGCCAGGGACAAGACAUGCCUUUCAAAUACAUGCUCCCAGUGCCCCGCCCCCCGUUCUCCAAUCAAAUCUUUCUUACAGCCCAUUCAGUACAGACUCAGUGUGAGUUACAUGCUGUGCUGUAUAGUGAGAAUGUUUGGUUGUUGGAAUUGGUUGUUUGAAUAAGAGAUCUCCCCUAAAUCCUAGGCAUUUGAACAUUCGAUCUCCAGCUGCUGGUGGUGGUGUUUUGGGAGGCUUGGGAAGUGUGGCCUUGCUAGAAGUAUGCUGCACUUCCUGGCACAAGGUACAAGCUGACCCAAAUGGUUUAGGUAGAUCUAUCCCAUGGCCUUGUCAGCUACAGUUCAUAUGGCCUCUCCUGGGCUGGGUCUGCUUGUUGCCGGCAGGCUUCCUAGAUAUUUCAUAUUCCUGUGCCAAUUGGAGCUUGCAUCAUAGCUCUGCCUUUGCUGAGCUUCAUGCUUCUGCUGUCAGUUCUAAGGGACCCUAACCCUUUCAUAUUGUUUGGCCCCUCUGGAUUCCUUAUGAGAUUUGGGUAGAAGCCUCCAAGACUCUGCAACUCAUGUGUCUGCAAAACCAGAGCAGAAGCACUGUUGAGAGCAGGAGCAGUGCCUGCAUCCAGCUGGCAUGACUGCGUGGGUGGGUGAAGCUUACCUAGCCAUCCCUAAGCAAACAGCCCUAGAACUCAUGAAACAAAGCUCAAGUUGUGAUUUUACCCCCUUGAGCCUGUGGCUGAAAGCCCUAGCUAAUUUCUGAGGUCUUCAAGGCUUCUUGAAGUAUGGGGCUUGCUUUUCAUGGUGCUAAUCCUAAUUGGCAGCCACACCUUCCUUAAUCCUAACCUCAAGUAUCCUACUUUUCCGGCCAAACUGCAAAGUUCUCCAGUUCUUUUCUGGUUUUUGCUUUAACUCUCACUGUGAAGCUGGCUAAAAGCAGCUAGUAACACCCAUGCCUCAGCAUGACUACUAUGCAGCCUUGCAGUUUUCAUCACCAGAUUAGUCUGUCAUUUUAAAAUUUAGCCUCAUACAAGUCUCAGGGUGGUGCUACAGAGAUGGCUCAGUGGUUAUGAGAGAGCACUGAAAGUUCUUCCAGAGGACCCGGGUUCAAUUCUCAGCACCCAAAUGGCAGCUCACAACUGUAACUUCGAGAUCUGAUACCCUUACCUAGACAUAUAUUUGGGCAAAAUACCAAUGCACAUAAAAAAACAUUUAAAAAGUGUCAGGACACAGACAAAGUGUAGGCUUUUAAUUAACUAAAUAUUCUAGAAUGUAAAAUGAAUGGCCUCUAGUCUGACCCCUGGAGCCUUCACUUUCACCUAAUCUAGUGAGCAGUCCUAUUCUUUGCCUUCCCAUCAGCAUCCUGGGCUUCUGAUCACUCAGCAUUUCUAAGCUUGUCCUAACAUGCUUCUCUAAACUGCUAUAAAUUACUCCUGCACACUAGUUCACACUAGUUUUUGGAGCACAUACUCACAUAGUCAUUUUUGCACCAGUUCUCUACUGACCUUUCUGUGACAAAUUACUAGAGAAAAAGCAACUUAAAAUAGAUACUUGGCUCUGAGGCUUGAGUCGGUGGUCACCUGGCUCCACUGUUUCUGGACCUGUGACAAGACAGAGAUGUGCUGCUCACAUCAGCAUAACAAGAGUGAGAGGAGGAGAGUGGGUGUAAAGAUGAAGGUCUAUUCAAGGACACUGAGUAGUCCUGAGUGACUGACUUCUUCCAACCAGGCUUUACUUUCCAGGAAUAGCUUGGAUUAGGUCAGAGCCCCCAAGAUCUAAUCACUACCCCCAACAGCUUAGCUUUGGGUUCUGUAUUAGGGCCUUUAACUCGUAAGGUUUUAAGUAACAUACAUACAAAGUAGGCAAACUAUAUCUUCACUUAUUAUGGACAAUUUGAAGGAUACACAAGGAGAGUAAAUAAAU
This is a messenger RNA of Rattus norvegicus (Norway rat), 5530 nucleotides long. The record is from RefSeq and is a predicted model, not a curated record. Lineage: Eukaryota; Metazoa; Chordata; Mammalia; Rodentia; Muridae.